CAUUUCUCCAAAAUUUGCAUACGACACUGUAUUCCUUAGCGCCAAAUAGAAGAAUUGUACGGAGACGUAAAAUCAAAGUUUUUUUUAACCCGGCAGUUGACUGUCAGCUGCUCUGCUGAACAUUUUCGCCCUCGGUGAUGUAAAUUCUUAAUUACUUUUGCGUUCCCGAGACCCAAACAGCACACGGUCGACAGCUAUGAUCAAACUUGAUCUCUCGCCCGGGUUCGGCUACCUACCAGUUUUCUGGGCGCUUUUCACAUCGUUUACCUUCCUGCUAUGUUACACUAUCGCCGUCUCGCAGAAUCACAUCUAUCCAUUCGUUCCCUCCAUCAGCGACACAGGUGCACGAAUCCCUGAAGCAAACCUAUUCUCGGAGUUCUUCAAUUUCUCCGCGGUUCUGCUGGCUGUGAGUGUGUUUGUUCGCUACCUUCAGUUUCAGAUGCUGACCAAGGGCUUUGAAUCGUCGGAUCUUCAUCUCAGCCGUUUGAACAAGUUUGGUUUGGGCUUCGGACUUGUUAGCGCGUUUGGUGGAACGAUCAUCGCUAAUUUUCCAUCGAACGAGGUAAGUCAAAUCAGUGUACUUGAACACGAACAUACCAAAGUCCCUGGUAUUAUACACUACAUUGGUCGAACUUUGGUUGGAGUUUGUGGAAUAAAGUAUUGUUCACUUCAAACCAUUAUCACCUACUACCUCAUUAAACCGCAAACAAAUACCGUCAAGCUUUUCGCGCUGCGCCUUGCAACAUCGAUUCUUCUGUGCAUGAGCGGUCUCAUGCACGUGUCUAUGGACGUGUGGCUUGCAGCACGGCUUUUGAAAGGAGCCGCCAAUUCUGAGAAACAGAGAUAUUCUAACUUGAAGGAUGAAGAAGACACCAUGUUCUUUAUAAAUGAUAUCAGUGAAUGGUUGACUUUUGUGCUUUUUGCGCUGUUUUCGUCGACGUAUAGUGUGGAAUUUCACCGUCUGGAUCGGUUGGAAAUGAGCUGUUUUGAAAAGGAUUCUCAGGAAAAGAAGCCAGCUGAACGGUUUCAAAACGGUUAUUUCAAACUAAAACAAGAAGGGAGUGAAAAUUCUGAUCUAGAUUGA
Stylophora pistillata is the source of this 1084-nucleotide messenger RNA. RefSeq lists its product as uncharacterized. NCBI's taxonomy places the organism in Eukaryota, Metazoa, Cnidaria, Anthozoa, Scleractinia, Pocilloporidae. The record is from RefSeq and is a predicted model, not a curated record.